Messenger RNA from Lasiodiplodia theobromae, 639 nucleotides. RefSeq names its product Carbohydrate-binding WSC domain-containing. Bases 1 to 639 code for a protein of 212 amino acids. NCBI's taxonomy places the organism in Eukaryota, Fungi, Ascomycota, Dothideomycetes, Botryosphaeriales, Botryosphaeriaceae. The record is from RefSeq and is a predicted model, not a curated record. The transcript has 2 exons.
AUGUCUCCCACCUACCUCAAGCUCUUCCUAGCGAUGCUGGGCCUCUUCAGCAUUGCCACUAGUGCACUGCCAGCAGAUCCAGAGAGCAUCACCAUUUCGCUCCAGGAUCCACCAACUACUUCAUCCAUCGCUUUACCCUCGCCCACGAUCCCAACCUGCGCCGGCUCGAACACCGAAUUCACUUGCCCUGUCGGCAACGACACUCACUACGUAGCGCACGACUGCCAGGACUUCGUGAUCGAGUGCGGCACCGACCGCACCGGCGGCGACCUUCCCAACAGCCCGCAGUAUCCCGGAUCAUUCUUGGGCUGCGUCGACGCGUGCGCGAGCGACGAGGCGUGCGUGGCUCUCGUCUACACCGACGGGCCGUGCUACCUCAAGGGAGAGCUGGUGGCCACAGUUGAGCUGCCGGGCGCUACGGGCGCGAGGAAGGCGACGGCGUUGGUAUCGGCGACGGAGACGUCAUUCUUGGAAGCGCCGGUCGUGACCAGCUCGGUGUGGGCAGAGCCUGAACCUUGGACCACUUCGCUGAGCGCACCCAUCGUGGUGACUACAUCGGUCGUGUUUAGCGUCGCGAGCUCGGUGGCUGUGGCGACGGUCACCACGACGAUUCUUGGAGUCUCGUCGCUUGGAAUUUGA